UCAGAUAACGUAUCACGCAAAUACUAUAAUUGAUCAAUAUUGUAACUAUUGCUCAAAGUUACAAAUCAAACGAAACCUUUCUUUUCGAGCGCAGAACUUUCUAUUUUCUAUUUUCUUUCGUCUUCGCGCGGGGUUGAAAUGACCAAAUAACAUUGAAACAAGUAGGAACAUUUGUUUCAGUUUCGAAGUUCUAAAUGCGCAUGAAAAUUGUUAUCUGAUUGUAGUACGCGUAUCGCUAAACUUUUCUCUGAACAUCAUACUGUAAAGGAUAUAUAUGACCCAGAUCUGUACAAGCUAUAUUCAAUCGUUUUACACGUCCCUACGUGCAUACGCAUGUCACAACGGAACAUAUGUCAGCGAGUUUCUUUAUCAACAAAGAAUAAAAGACAGUUAUACUCGUGUAACCUCGUUCUCGCGAUGCAAAACGUGUUUCGUUGCGCCGUAUUUGGACUUAAUCGAGUCUGAUUCAAAUAGUAUUUCUACAAAAAGUAGCAUUCGUGUGUUGAUAGUGUUACGGCGAUUGUUGAAAAAAGAAAUGUACACGCUGUUAAAGGAAAAAUAAUAGCGAUUAAUCGUGACAAGAAUGGGACUCGUCAUUCUUACUAAGAUGCGGUCCUGUGCGUUGUGUGGUCUGUAUGUGUGACAAAAAACAAAAAGAAAAUGUCAGUAGAAAUCGACGUGCAAGUAAAAACAACGGUAGUAAGUUAGUGUAUUACGAAUGUUAAUUUUUUUUUUAUAAAAUAAGAAUUGCACGAUUGGAUUGAAGUGUGAAUCGAAAAUGCCGAGGUUAAAUUCCGAAACAAGAUGUCAAUAGUAGAGAAGAUUUUGAAGGACACGAGAUUCAUAUCAUAUUGGCACAAAAUGUAAUGUUACAUUUAUUAUUAUUAUUAAAUUAUUUUUACAAUGGGAAACGUUAUACCAAUGAGCUGGUUGAACCAGAUGUUGUUGAUUUUAAGUAUAGUAAGUGCUUCGUUGUCUUUAGUUAUACAAGAAUGGGCAGGUCUCAUACCAUUACCGAUUUAUGUUUCGAUUCUAUGGGCUGUUUUUGUUGUAAUAAUAUCAGUGUGGCUCAGUUGUUAUUUACUUCAACUUGCACUAAAAGCAAAUGGUCCACUUAACAUAAAACUUCUCAAUGACUGGUUAUAUAAAAAAUUAGCGAGUAAUAUGAAGUUAUACAAUUCAGGGGGAAAAGAAAUUUGCAAUAGCAAGUGCAAAGAUAAAGUAAAAGAAAAUGAUCAUAUAGAUUCCAUGCAAAAAUCUAGCGAAAAGAAUAAAGACAAUGUUGCAACAAUGAAAAAAUCAUCUAGGAAAAUAUUUACAUUCAAUGCAACAUCCAUUUCUUCGAAACGAAAAAAAAUACCAGGAGUAAGUGACAUGGUGAAAGAAAUAAAUUUAAAAUGCAUUGAUAUCUGGUAUAAAUCUAUCAGCAGUGAUAAAUCAUUUCCUGAUGAUGCACAAAAAAUGCUAAAAAAAUUAUUGACCAAAUUAUUUUAUAAAAUCAACUUAAUGGACAAAACAAAGCUAACUCAUAAGCUAGCUAAUGUGUUCUUGUUACAUUUAAAAGAAUAUCACAGGGCAUCACGUCGGGUAGAAAAAGGAACAGCAACAAGUAUAGAAGAAGCAUUCAAGUAUUUACAUCCUGGUUCUCGUAACACAUCAGUAUUGGAGCAUAUGCUUGAUCAAAAAAUUAGUAUCUUAGCACAAGAAUUUUUACAAUGGGAAUUAACAAGUUCAUUGCCAUGUAAACUAUUACUGUCUAUUUUAGCAAAAAGAUUAUUAUUAAUUAUAGAAACGAUAAGUUCUCCAAACUAUUUUUUCCAAAGUAUAUCAGAUUUGUUACAACCUACAUCAACAGAAGUCGCAGAAGUUCAAAUUAAAAAGAAUGAGGAUGUAUCAUGCACAAAAAAAUUUAUAUCUGACGCUUUAAGCGAUGGUAUAACGUCUUCAACGGCAGCUAUAAUUCCACGGCUCCUACCAAAACCUAAAUCCAAUGUAUCUGCAAAAACUGUAGAUGAAGAUAAAAAUAACUUAUUAACCAUAAAUGACAAAAGACCUACUUUACGCUUAGAUAAUUUAGCUACAGAACAUAGAGGUCUUUGGGGUCAGAGCAUGUCAGAAGUAGAUGCUGAAAUAGAUGAUAAGAUAUCUCCAGUAUAUGAAGAACCCACUGAUUUUGCAACAACAAUUGCUAGACUUAGAAAUGUAUUACAACAAAAGUCAACUGUGAAUACACCUUUACACUUAGAAGAAAAAUCUUAUGUGGUAUACGAAGGUAGUCAAUUUACAAAUUUAUUGAUUCCGUGGACAGAGUUCCAUACAGCCCCCGAUGGUUCGCAGCAGUUACUUUAUUGUAUUCAAUUUGACGAUGUGGAACAACGUGGAGUUGAUUUAUUUGAAACAACAACCGCUACUGUCAGGAGACAAUACCGAGAUUUUGCUCAGUUACAUGCUUGUCUGCAAGAGAUUCCAGAAUUAGCGCCUAUUAUGACAGAUUUAGUAUUACCAGAAGGUGGACGUAUUGAGUUAGAGAAUUAUUUAAAAACUCUAACUACACGCUUAGCUAACGAAUGUCCACCACAAUUGCGACAUUUUCUGCGCCCAAGUAGUAGUGCUGGUAAAAAAGCAGAUGUGGUUGCGCCUCGAUUCGAUAGAUUUUUGGCCAAAACUGUAAGUGGUGUUUUCAACACUUUGAAAACAGUUGUGCCAGGGUUUGAAGCUGAACAAGAAGAGGAAAAUGUUCAAUUACCUACAUUAAUGCCUUUAUCCGAUAUACCAUGGAGGUUUGUCGAGGAUAUUAAAUCGAAAAGUAUAGCAGGUGAACUCCAACAACUUGUAGAUGAAAGAAUUGAGUAUUCUACUGUAGAUACAGCUUACGAAGCUGUUGAUUCAAUGGAUGGUAAUAACGAUACUGCAUUGUUAACUCAUUGGUCGGAAAUCACAAAAGCUCCUUAUGAAGAAGAAGUAGAUGAAUUGGACUCACACUUAAUGUUAACAUGUGCUGCUAUAGAUCUCAUCUGUGAAUUAUUAGCAGGCAUUGGAAGUAAUAAUGCUUUACAACAAGAAUCAGUCGUUAGGUGGACAAAGUUACUUUUUGGAAAUGUCACUGAACCUUUAUUACAAACUGCUAUUCUUCAGAUUUUUGAUUGCUUGGGUAAUAUAUCACUACUUAAAAAUGUACAAAAAUUUUCUGACGAGCCUCUAAUACACACAAAGGAAAGACUGUUGCAACAACUACUAGCUAAAAUUCCAAAUAACGUAAAAUUAAUAUUUGGUGAAGAUGAUAUGUCAAACAUUCUAAAAUAUCUACUUGGUUGUUAUGAAAUAAAGAAAAUUAAUGUAGAUUUAAAUCUACAGAUAUUAGAUGUUCUAGCAUCACAACUAUUAAUUUCAUGUAGAUCAUAGUAAUGUAAUUCUACGGUCAUUUAAUUUAACUUAAAACUUGGUUAAGAAAGAACAGUACAAUAUAUACCUAUAAAGAUGUAUAUUAUUUAAAUUAUUUACUACCAUUGGAAGUCAUGAAUUACUAAAAUAUAUUUUAGUCAGGAAGGAAUUGAU
Molecule: messenger RNA, 3555 nt
Organism: Hylaeus volcanicus
Lineage: Eukaryota; Metazoa; Arthropoda; Insecta; Hymenoptera; Colletidae
Exons: 9
Coding region: 904-3402 (832 amino acids)
Cellular component (GO): intracellular membrane-bounded organelle
Molecular function (GO): phosphatidylinositol binding
Source: RefSeq, a predicted model, not a curated record